GAGAGAGAGAGAGGGUGAAUUGAAAGGCAGUCAGAGAGGAGGGAGGGAGGAAGGGAGCAGAAAGAAGUGGAGGGAAUAGAAAAAGAGCAGUGGUGGGUAUGAAGGGGCAGUGAGAGAGAAAUCAGAGAACUAGGAGAGAGAGAGAGAGGGAUAUGGACUAGAGAAAGAAGUAAAGGAGGAGAGAUAGAGCAUGGAAACAGAGAAAUAGAGAGAGAGAAAUAGAGAGAGAGACAGAGAGAGAGGAGAGGUAAAGGAAGGAGACAGAGUGAAUGACAGCAGAGACAACUGGGAGAGACAGAAUAGGAUUGAGCAAGAUUGAGCAAGAAUGAAGGAAAGAAGGAAAAACAAGGAGUGAGAAAGAAGAAAGAAGGGAAAGGAGAGAAAGACUUGUUUAGAAAGAAAGAGUGACAGAACGAGAAAGAAAGGGGAAGAGGGGAAGAUUGAGAGAUUGAGAGAGGAGGAAGAAGACAGAUAGAGAGUAGGUAAGGAUAGGGAAGAGAGUGUGGGAGAGAGAGAAUGGGAGAGAAAAAAGAGGAAGUAAUAGUGAAGGAGAGAUAAAGAAGGGGAAAAGAGAAAGGGGAGGGACUAUUAGAGAGUGUGUGAGAGAGAGAGAGAGAGAGAGAGAGAGUAGAACAGGGAGAGAGACAGACAGAGAGAUAAGUAGGAAACGAAAGCAAGAAAGAAAGAAGGGGAAUAUAGAGAGGGAGAGAAAGGAAAGAAAGAGGGGGAGUUGAAGAGUGAGAAGAAGGUGACAGAGAAAGAAAAGGCAGAGAAUUACAGAAAGAGAGAGCAAGAGAGCAAUCAAGGAUAAAGAGAGAGAGAGAGACAGAAAGAAUAAGAUUGAGAGGAAGAACAGAACAGAAGAACAGAAGCUGCACUGCUGGUUUAAUUUUUUUAUUUGCACAAUAAUCUAGGAUAAAUAAUCUUGGGGAAGUCAGGGCCAGCACCGGGCAUGGGGGCGUCUCAAGAGGAGAAGAGGAGCAGGGGACACUCUGCUGACCUACACACCCUGCUGGGGGUGUCCAACAGCCCCCAACACUCAGCCAAGACCACCAGAGAUGACCAGAGAAGGACCAGUGACCACUAACAAAGCUUUCUUUCAGCUGCUGCUGGACGGUGGUUCACUUACACCCCCCCGCACACCCAGGCUGAACCGGACACGGGAUCGUCCGGUCCGGUCAGUGUGUGAUGUUGUGGACAGUGCGGAGCGUCCCGGGACUGGGCCGGGGGGGCACCGUGCUCAGGUGGCUGCGGGGCAGAGUGUGUCGGCGGGGGGUGCUGAUCUUCGCCCUGCUGUGGCUGGUCUCCUGGCUGUCCCUCAGUGGCCUGCUGUUCGUCCACAGGAGCAUGUUCUCUGACCUCUGCACCGACCACAAGAGCAGGAGGAUCCUCCAGAGAGUGUGUGAAGAAUAUCAGCAGGGUGUGCUAACAGGUGACCUGUGUGAGGACCUCUGCGUGGGGGGCCAUGUGGAAUACAAACGCUGCCUCUACUACGAGAACGGCAAGAAGGUGAUGGCAGCCAGUUGGCGAGGGAUGCCGGUGGUUCUCAAGUCAAAGCUGGAGAACUUCUCGUCCUAUGAAGCUUUAGCUCUGCUGGAGUAUCAGGACGGGCCAGUAGGCACAGGAGGGGGAGAGGAGGAGCUUUCACCACUGGACGUGGUCUUCUAUGCCACUCUGGAGAUUAAGAACUCACUGGGCCUGGAGGCGGAGACUAACCUGACCCUGCCGCGGUUCUGGAGCCAGCGGCUGAAGGAAAGAGAGCAGCCGUACACUCGGGCUGAGCUGGCCUCGCUCUGGGCUCUGCUGCAGCAGGAGGAAUACACCUUUCUCCGCGUGAUGCAGGACCUCACGGACCACGUUGCCAAAGUGCUGGGCUCCUGCGGUCAUUUUUACGCAGUAGAAUACCUGGCAGCGGGUCAUGCCUGGGACCAGAAUAUCUUCUCAAUGGACGAACUUUCUCAGAGCCCACAGGAAGGGCCAGAAAGGACGUUGAUGGAGGUGGACAUGGUGCCCAGAGUGGCCCUCAGUUUCCUGGACAUGGUUGCGCACUUUGAGAAUGACUUUUCUCAUCACUUACACCUCUGCGACAUCAAGCCUGAAAACUUCGCCAUCAGGAAGGACUUGACGGUGGCAGCUAUAGAUGUGGACAUGGCUUUUUUUGAGCCCAAAAUGCAGGACAUUCUUGAGCAGAACUGCACUAAUGACAAUGACUGUAAUUUCUUCGACUGCAUCUCCAAAUGCGACAUGAAGAGAAACAAGUGUGGAUCGAAACGCAAAAACAGCAACCUACAGGUGAUCUGUGAGAAGAUCUUCCGCUCGUGGUUCUCUCCCACGCUACUGGGGGACAAGGCAGAGCGCCCCCUGCAGGUGGAGCUCCAGCAGGCCGUGCAGGAUUGCGUGGAGACAGAGGGAGGGGAGGAGGUGGAGCGUGCCCGGAUAAUUAGGCUGAAGCUUCGGAGGCUUCUCAUGCAGCUCAUCCAGGAGGAGCUCACCAAUCAGCAGAGUCAAAAGCAGGCGCGAGAAACGCACCACGUCCACACAGCUCUGAACUUCUGAGCUUACACUGGUUGUGCUCUGGUCUUUUAUUCUGGUGUUUAUUCUGAUGAAACAGGAUAAGAGACUAAAUCAACGUGCUAUUUUUUAUUUUUAUGGCAAAAGGUACUCAGUUUGGUUGAAAGUUACUACUAGACAUGCUGGGCAUUACAGACGCAUCAAUAAAAUGAUGCUUAAAGAGCAGUGGUCGAUAUCUUCCUUGUGAAAAAAAAUCUGUUUUCCCACGGCUUAUUUCACACAGUUUACAUUAGGACUGGACUAUGUGUUCCUAUAUAGCUUUAAUGUCUUCAAUAUUAAAUUUACAAUGUAAAAACAAAUAAAAAAGAAUGAAAACCUA
Molecule: messenger RNA, 2890 nt
Organism: Astyanax mexicanus (Mexican tetra)
Lineage: Eukaryota; Metazoa; Chordata; Actinopteri; Characiformes; Acestrorhamphidae
Gene: dipk1c
Product: divergent protein kinase domain 1C
Exons: 4
Coding region: 1189-2556 (455 amino acids)
Source: RefSeq, a predicted model, not a curated record